Ixodes scapularis (black-legged tick) is the source of this 1966-nucleotide messenger RNA. RefSeq names its product splicing factor U2AF 50 kDa subunit (gene U2af50). The record is from RefSeq and is a predicted model, not a curated record. Gene Ontology annotation, cellular component: nuclear speck; U2AF complex; nucleus. Bases 160 to 1575 code for a protein of 471 amino acids. Gene Ontology annotation, molecular function: pre-mRNA 3'-splice site binding; poly-pyrimidine tract binding. NCBI's taxonomy places the organism in Eukaryota, Metazoa, Arthropoda, Arachnida, Ixodida, Ixodidae. The transcript is spliced from 11 exons. Gene Ontology annotation, biological process: mRNA processing.
GCAGUGCAUGCUGGGAUUCUAUUCUGGUAGUAGGAAAGUUUAAUGGCGCCAUCGAUGUGACGUUGUGCUCGUAAAUCGCCCGUUGUCCGCUAAUACGAAUUCGUCUCUUAAGUAACUAACCUAAAGUUUAGUUAAGUAAAAUUUUAACCUUUACGCGCAAUGGGCGAAGAACGAGAGAUCGACAAAGACAAGGACAGGCGUCGCGAGCGCCGUCGCAGUCGCUCGACAUCGAGGGGCCGUGAGCGCAGGAAGCGCUCUAGGUCACGUGAGCCCAGGAGGAGGAGUCGCAGCAGGGAGAAGGUUGUGGUCCCGGGCGGCCCAAAGAAGUCCCGGCGGAGGAAGCCCUCGCUGUACUGGGAUGUGCCGCCUCCGGGGUUUGAGCACAUUACUCCGCUCCAGUACAAGGCCAUGCAGGCCUCUGGCCAGAUCCCGGCGACGAUGCUGGCGGCUACGGGGGCCCUGGCUACGGCUGCAGUGGCGAGUGUGGGCGGGGGUCUCGGGGGUGGGAUGGGGGCGGUGGGAGGAGGGAGCCUGGCGGGCAGCACCCCGCUGGCCCCGGCCGCCAUUGCCCCCGUGGCCCCCGCCGUGCCCAUCGUGGGCAGCACCAUCACCCGGCAGGCGAGGCGCCUCUACGUCGGCAACAUCCCCUUCGGCUGCUCAGAGGAGGAAAUGAUGGACUACUUCAAUGCCCAGAUGCAUGCCUGUGGGUUCUCCCAGGCACCGGGCAACCCUGUGUUGGCCUGCCAGAUUAAUCUGGACAAGAAUUUUGCUUUCUUAGAGUUUCGCUCGAUCGACGAAACCACCCAGGCGAUGGCCUUUGACGGCAUCAACUUCAAGGGUCAGAGCUUGAAGAUCCGGAGACCUCACGAUUACCAGCCGAUGCCUGGAAUGGCGGAAACGCCUUCCGUUGCCGUUCCAGGUGUUAUUUCGACGGUAGUGCAGGACUCUCCGCACAAAAUAUUCAUUGGUGGAUUGCCAAACUAUCUAAACGAAGACCAGGUGAGGGAGCUUUUAAUGUCCUUUGGGCAGCUGCGUGCAUUCAAUCUCGUGAAAGACAGCGCAACGGGACUCUCCAAGGGGUACGCGUUCUGCGAGUAUGUGGAGGUCACCACCACAGACCAGGCUAUCAUGGGACUUAAUGGAAUGCAGCUUGGAGACAAGAAGCUGAUUGUACAGAGAGCAAGUGUUGGUGCGAAGAACAGUCAAAUGAACCAAGCACCAGUACAAAUCCAAGUACCAGGCUUACAGUUGCAAGGGGGCGCCGGGCCUCCGACUGAGGUUCUGUGCCUCAUGAACCUUGUCUGCCCGGAGGAGUUGAAGGACGAGGAAGAGUACGAGGACAUCUUGGAGGACAUCCACGAGGAGUGCAACAAGUACGGCGUCGUCAAGAGCAUCGAGAUCCCUCGCCCCAUCGAGGGCGUCGACGUGCCGGGAUGCGGAAAGGCCUUUGUCGAGUUCAACUCGGUCAUCGACUGCCAGAAGGCGCAGCAGAGCCUGACCGGACGCAAGUUCAGCAACCGCGUUGUUGUCACAUCCUACUUCGAUCCGGACAAGUACCACCGUCGGGAGUUCUAGGAAUCCCUCCGGAUCCGGCAUCCAUCAGGCCCUGGGCUCUCCUCUUUUUUUCCUCGUCAUCCCGUUUUAUUCACUUGCAGCGACCUUGACUCCGCAUGAACAUUCGUCUCGCUUCCUCAUCCCCGAGAAACGAUGACGUUUGGUUGGAUUUCUGCUCCAUCGGUUUCACUGGUUAUUGAAUGCUGUACUCCAAUGUGUACUAAAAGCUCUCGAACCGCGGUCGCUACGAAGGCGAUCCACGAAGAAGUUGCGCGAUUUUCGUCGACAGUCCUUAGGACGGAGGACAGACUCUUGCGAAUGCUGGGUGUCGAUAAAGCGAUCACGGCGUCGCGACGAAUCCCCAGCUUCGUUCACUAGCACAGUUUGUCCGAUGACCGCCCCUUUUUUUUUU